AUGAGUAAAAGACUUAAGAAUAAAAAUGUAUUGAUCACGGGAGCUUCUGCUGGCAUUGGAGAAGCAUGCGCCAAAGAAUUCGCAAAAUCUGGUUCUAACUUAAUCCUGGCUGCAAGAAGGAUCGAACGUCUCGAGCGACUCAAACAAGAAUUAUUAUCCGAGAAUCCCGAGGUAAAAAUUCAUACUCACCAACUCGAUGUGCGCGACAAAUCCUCAGUGGAUUCGUUAAUUUCAAGCUUGCCGGCUGAAUUAAAAGAAAUCGACAUUUUGGUUAAUAAUGCUGGAUUGGUUAUUGGAACGGAUAGAGUUGAAAAUGUUUCUUUGGAUGCUAUUGAUACGAUGAUUGAUACAAACGUUAAGGGUUUGCAUAUGAUACUGCUUUAUGUUCACAUGUACUGCAUUACAACAUUCAUUGAAUAUUUCCUUGCAGGAAAGCAAGCUUAUGCUAAUGGUAGCGUGUAUUGUGCUUCUAAGCAUGCUGUUAAUGCUAUUUCGAAAACUUUACUUUACGAGCUGGUCGACACACCAAUCAGAGUAACAGAGAUCAAUCCAGGAAAGUUUUUAUCUGAUAAAUAA
Molecule: messenger RNA, 576 nt
Organism: Acaulospora colombiana
Lineage: Eukaryota; Fungi; Glomeromycota; Glomeromycetes; Diversisporales; Acaulosporaceae
Source: the annotation of a GenBank genome assembly